Molecule: messenger RNA, 819 nt
Organism: Colletotrichum destructivum
Lineage: Eukaryota; Fungi; Ascomycota; Sordariomycetes; Glomerellales; Glomerellaceae
Exons: 2
Coding region: 1-819 (272 amino acids)
Source: RefSeq, a predicted model, not a curated record
AUGAAGUCUGUUCUUCUCAAAAAAACAAAAAAAACAAACACAUCUUUUUUUUUUCUUUUUUUUUUUCUUCUAUUUUGCUUUGCCGACACGACUGACUCGAGGAGUGGCAAAAAUGACAUCGAGCUUCGGGGUAUGCUGCUCAACCGGCCUUGGUUGAUCCCAACCUCCCGAAACCGACAGGCGCGAUGGCUUUGGCUGAUGGGUCCUGGUCCGGCCGGUCAUGGUCGUCGACAUCGCCCGGCCCCGAUCUCUCCAGGGCCCCGAUCUCCUCAGAGCCCCGCCGUGCCAACAUCGUCACUCGGAAGCAGCGUGAUUGAUACACACGAGACAACGGCGUCUGCACGAAACGUUGGAUUGCCGGGCAGGACACGACUUACUAACAGAUCUGUAGGCUGCGCUCACAAACGUACAUGCAUACCCACAUGUAACGCACACGCACGCAAACACAGAGAGAGAGGGAGAGAGUGUGAGAGAGUGCGUGUGUAUGUGUGUGUAUGUGAGCACAGAUUGAGACGAGAGCCGCAGAAACCGGUCGCCGACAUACCACCCAUCCCCGGCAGACCAAACUUUGGACUGGCACCAUUGUACGGAUACAUGCGCUACAUUACAGAUAGAAACAGCUGGCUUGCUCUCGGAUCCGUAGAGGCAGAGAGGGCGACUUGGACUAUCUUUCGGGUUUGUCUUUUGUCAUUCGGUUUUAAGACCGCAAGAAACGUGAUCCCACAUCAGAGCCAAGAGCUGCGGAGGCGGAGCUUGAGCCAAAGCCUCCCCCUCCCUCCUUCCGAAGUCAAUCUGGAUUUCGUUUGUAAGUGUAAAUAG